Molecule: messenger RNA, 3066 nt
Organism: Drosophila busckii
Lineage: Eukaryota; Metazoa; Arthropoda; Insecta; Diptera; Drosophilidae
Product: protein elav
Exons: 8
Coding region: 505-2241 (578 amino acids)
Molecular function (GO): RNA binding
Source: RefSeq, a predicted model, not a curated record
ACACACACACACAGCCAUACACAGGCACACACACACACACUCAGCCAAAAAACAGUCGAGAAGCAGCAACAGUAGCAUCGAAUACAUAAGCGCUGAAGACGAAGUCACAUAAGCACGAAAAGUGAAAGAAAACUUGGAAGCAUAUUUCAUAAGUUUAGACACACACACAUAUACAGUUGCUAUAAGCAUAUAGUACUAGUUAUACAUAUAUAUAACAUCGCCUGGAGUCAGUUGGAGCGUCGCAGAGUCGGAGGCAAGUCGCAUAUGUGAGAGACAGAGGCGAACGCACGACCUUUGGCACAGAGUUCAGCAACUGCAACAAAGGACACAGACACGGACAUAAAACACACACCGAGCGGCGAGGUCAACAAAUCAAUAGAAACAAAGCGAGAAUAAAAGAGGGCCAGGCCAGCAAGCAAUUGCCCGCCAGCAAUCCAAGCGGCAGCAGCACAAGCAGCAACAACCACAACUGUUAGCAAAGAUAUAAAAAUUCACUCGCAAAUUAUGUUGGCCAUGUCAACUUUGAUGAUGCCAGCGCCAACUAUAGCCAUGGGUGCUCCGCAGAUCACGAUGGGCCACAAGCCACCGGAAACGAAGCUGCUGGCCAUACAUCCAGCUGCAGCAGCAGCUGCUGCCGCUCAGCAACAACAGCAACAACAGCAGCAGCAACAGCAACAGCAAAGCGUUGCAGCUGGCCAUCUACAGCACAACGGCAAUGGACAGCAGCAACAUGCACAGCAAUUGCAGCAGCAGCAGAUCGUUGGCAGCAACACGAAGCCAGAACAGUUUCACAUCUUUGUGGGCGAUCUGAGCGCCGAAAUUGAAACGCAACAGCUGAAAGAUGCAUUCACGCCAUUCGGAGAAAUAUCAGACUGUCGCGUUGUGCGCGAUCCACAGACGCUGAAAUCAAAGGGCUAUGGAUUUGUGAGCUUUGUCAAGAAAUCGGAGGCCGAAACCGCCAUCAACGCCAUGAACGGACAAUGGCUCGGCUCGCGCUCAAUACGCACCAACUGGGCCACGCGUAAACCGCCAGCCACCAAGGCAGAGAUGAAUCUGAAGCCGUUGACCUUUGAUGAGGUCUACAACCAGAGCAGCCCCACCAAUUGCACUGUCUACUGUGGCGGCAUCAAUGGCGCGCUCUCCGGCUUUCUGAACGAGGAUAUAUUGCAAAAGACCUUCGCACCGUUUGGCAACAUACAAGAGAUACGCGUCUUUAAGGACAAGGGCUAUGCAUUUGUGCGAUUCUCCACCAAAGAGGCGGCCACACACGCUAUCGUUGCUGUCAAUAACACGGAAAUCAACCAGCAGCCGGUGAAGUGUGCGUGGGGCAAGGAGAGCGGCGAUCCCAAUCACAUGUCCGCCAUUGCCGGCCAGGCCAUAGCACAAGGAUUCCCCUUCGGUUCGGCUGCGGCCGCAGCUGCUGCCGCCGCCGCCGCGUACGGACAGCAAGUGGCCGGCUACUGGUAUCCACCGGCUCCCACAUAUCCCACAGCAGCGCCAGCCGGCACCUUGCAGCCAGGACAGUUCCUCCAAGGCAUACAGGGCUUCACCUAUGGCCAGUUCGCAGGCUAUCAGCAGGCCAGCUACAUGGGCAUGGGCGUUGUGCCCGGCACUUGGCAGAGCGUGCCGGCCCAGCCGCAAUUGACUAGCGCGGCAGCCGCUGCUGCUGCAGCUCCGCAGUUAACACAGAGCGUGCCACAGGCGGCUGGCGUGGUGGCCUAUCCCAUGCAACAGUUUCAGGUUAGUCCGCAGUUGGCAGAGGGACGAGUGGCUGGCGCCGCCGAGUCUGCUGGUGUAGCUGCCAUGAGCGGUGGCCAUGUAUCCCACACAGCAGCAGCAGCAGCAACUGGAGCAGCCACCUGGCGGCGAUUAUGUGAAGGAGCCGCGCUACCAGCAACAACAGCAACAACAACAGCAAGCACAACAGCAACAGCAACAACGCCAACAGCAACUGCAGCCAACACAAGCGCAGUACUACGACUUGCAGCAGCAGCAGCAACAACAACAACAGCAGCAACAAUACCAACAAAAACAGCAACAGCAAACACACUAUGCAACUGCAGCACAACUGUAUUAUCCGCAGACUCAGUGGGUGAUGCCGCAUCAAGAGCAGCAACAGCCGCAACAGCAGCAGCAACAAUUGCAGCUGCAACCACCACCAACAGUAAAUCAAUUAAAUCAAGUUUAUGGAGUUGCCGAAAUGUACAAAGAUUGAAAUUCAUCUGCUUCGUCAACAGCUAACAAAUAAAAUAUUUAAUUGUUGCUAACGAGUUGAGAGCAACUGAAAUUGCAUGAAGCCAAAAAUUCAAUAAAGUCUAAAUUCUUCUGUGUGUUGUGUUUAUAAGUUUGGCAGCUAGAGCAGCAGAGAGUCUAAAUUGUUAAUUUUAUAAACAACAUAAAUUGCAUUGACUGAAUUGAAAGACAAAAUUUUGUUUCGCAUUUAACUGCAAAAUAUCAAAAAUUAUUAUGGCAUCAACCCCAAAACUUAUUUCUGAAUUCUAGUCAAAGGAACCAAAGAAACGAAAGCAACAUAGCAAAGCGUACCAAAGUUAAGUAAAUUGCAAGCAACUUAAAUAGUUAAAUGUAAAGAAAAACAAAAAAACAGUCAAAGCGUAGUAAAUGUGCACAUAAGCGUAGUUCGAAUUAGGAUUAAGGCAAAAACACGCAAAAUAUGUUAAACUAAAGUAAAAUAAAAUCAGCUGCAUGACAUAAAAACAAAGCAAACAAACGAUAAAAAAAAACAAAUGAUUGUAGUCUGUAGACUUCUACAAUUUAAGCAGCAAAGUGUAUGAAGUGGCAAAGUUUAUCCUGCCAAGCAAAAUUAAUGUAAAUUGUUAAGAACUCAAUGCGCAAAAACCGCUACAAGAGGCAAACUUAGUGAAAAUAUUUAGAGAAUGAUGAAAGUGAAAUAUAUAUGAAAAAAAAAAUCGUAAUAUAUAUAUAUACUAUAUAAAAAACACACAAGUAAAGCAGCGUCCAUGACGUCAUGUGCAACGUGUAGCAAAAGCAAAAACUACAAAGUUUAGUCAAUGUUUAGUUAAGAUUGUAACUGUAACUAUAAAUACU